Messenger RNA from Ceutorhynchus assimilis (cabbage seed weevil), 1332 nucleotides. The record is from the annotation of a GenBank genome assembly. Lineage: Eukaryota; Metazoa; Arthropoda; Insecta; Coleoptera; Curculionidae.
AUGGAUGUCAGCGAUGAUGAUGAUCCUAUGCAACGUUUAUCUGAUGAUUUUUCAGCAUGUUUAUAUAAAAUAGCAAGUAAAGCACGAGGACCUCGCAUAAAUACUCACAGAUUCAACACCAAAUUCCAUAAAUGCCGUCUUUUCGGACCUGCAAGGGAUAUGUUAAGCAGGCACAUCUACUAUGGAAUAUGUCUUGAUUGCAGACGUGCUAUUAAACAGUACAUGAUGAUUAGCGCCAGACAUCCGUACACCAGACGUUAUGCGCCAUCAUCAUUCCAGCUUAAAGAAGAAGAGUAUCGCCAUUUGAUUUUUUACAAUAAUGCCAUCCAUCCCUUCAGCAUGUUCACUUUUCAUUAUGAAUUUGUCUUUAUGUUCGUGGUUAUGUUGCAAAUGAUAGCCAAUCCGUUUUGCGCAAUGGUUUUCCCUGGAAAAAAUCAAAUUUUGUAUUGGAGCUUUCUUCCUGUAAAUUUUUUCACAACAACAAUGCCACCAAAAGUGAUGAAGCGAGCAAAUUGGACUGAAGAACAACUCCAAGCUGCAAUUAGGGCAGUGCAACAUAAUAGAUUGUCGCAAAGAGAAGCUGCUCAGCGUUAUAAAAUACCCAGGAGAACACUAAGGAACCAUCUAAAAUCUGGCAUUCUAAAUAAAAAAAUCGGACGAUCCAGCGUUUUAACUCCCGAGCAAGAAGUUCAAUUUUCUGAAAGAAUAGUUCGUGUCUGUGAAAUUGGAAUGCCCCUAACACCAUUAUUAGUACGUCGCUCUGUAUACACAUUCUGUAUUGAAAAUAACAUUCCACACCCAUUUGACGCUGCCAAAGGCAUCGCUGACGACUCCACAGAUAACAUCCCCGUCGGUAUGUUAAGGAACAUUAUCUUGCAAGAAAAAUCCCGUGCAACUCCAGUUGAGACUAAUAAAGCAACUAAGAUACAAGAAAAAAGCCAAGAUCUCAAUAAGUCUUUCAAAGAACUGCUCCCUACGCCUGAACUCUUCAAAUUGAAAGAAAAUAAAGCUCCAAGAAUAAAAUCUCUCAAUUACAGGGCACAGAUGGUAACCAAAGACCUAUUCUCUCCAACAAGUGGCAAAUCCAAAUCUACACUAUCCAAGAAAGAUAAGAUAAGGAAUGAACCAAUAGCGUCAUCAUCAAAAAUGUUACAGAGAAAAGGCCAAAAGGAUAUCCUCGCAGAAAAUGACUCUUGUUAUUGCUUUGUGUGUAACAAAUCAGAAAAAUUGGAUAUGCGAAGGUGUGUGUCUUGUGGCACUUGGUCCCACGAAAUUUGCAUUGGUUUCACAAAAGACGACAAAGAUGGCUAUAUCUGUGUCCGUUGUGAUUAA